AGAUGGCAUUCUUCAAAUACUAAGUACAUAGUGAUGUGUACAGCAAAGUACUGGAGGAGCCACCUAUCAUUAUCUCCCAUAAAGAAUAUGAGAAGAACUUCCAGACUGUGUACAAAAUGGAGUCGCAAAGCAAAAUAAAACAAAUCCUGGAACCUCUAAACUUCUAACUCUACUUGUUUCCCACCUUAUCAAAAGAGGAGGGAGGACUGUUAUUGAUUUGCCAUCUGAUUUAUAAAUAUUUAGUAGGGAUGAUCUGAGGCUGGCACAUGUGCUGGACAUAUAGUAAAUGUAAGUGAACGAUCUGACUUCUCAGAGCUGGGGAGUGCUUGCAACAACAUACUGAGUUUGGAAAACUGUCCAAGAGGCCAACUGCCCUGCACAAUCUCAUUGACAAAGAAUCAUCAGCAUUUGAAAGAAUGGAAAUUUAUGUCAAAAUAGAAAAUGGAGUGCAUCUUUAAGACCAAGUUCUUUUGUAUAGCAGACCUGCAGCCAGGAGUACGAGUCCAGUUUCCACCUCAGUUUCCUGCUUCUGUAGAAGGUAUUGAAGAUGGCAAUAGGGCAGCACAUCAUCUACAGCUCUGAGGUUUUUACCCUUCAUUUGAAUGACACUGAAAUACAGAGAUCAUGUUCUGAUCACAGUCCUAGUAAGAAAUUCCUGUGAAUGAAAAGGAAGAUGUCUACUGCUGAGCAUUGCAGCAGAUGGAGAUGAGGUGGAGUGACAGCUCCGUAACUGUGAAGGUCUCAUCAAGUCCUUGUAAAAACACAGAUCAGAUCUCUUCAGAUAUCCUGACUUUUGAAUGUGUGAUAAAUACAGAAAAAAAAAAGCUCCUCCAGUGUUGUUUCCUGCAAAGACCAUUCUUAAGAGCUCGUUGGACAGCGCAGGGCUCUUGAAGUGAUAGCUAAUUGGUGAAAGAAAGGCCCUGAUUGUCUUGAGGGAGCUGGAAAGUGCUGCGUGUGCUGCUGAAAGGGACUAGGGAGAAGGUGCCUGGUUUCGCUGAGCAGCUGCUGCUGGAGAUGUUUGGAGAUUACAUCAGCAUUGGAAAAAAGGGGCAAAAAAAAAAAAAAAGUCCAACUUCACAGAGACGGAGUUUAUGGAGGUUUUUUUCCCCUUCCAAAGGUCUUCUGACAAUACUGUCAUUGUCAAUAUAAGAGUUGUUAAUUCUUUAUGAAUAGCACAUGGGGCCUCUUGACUAAAUAGUACGUUACAUGUCCCAAAUCUGUCAGCUGGACUCUUCUCUCACAUGCUAGUGAGAUCACUUUGAUUGGAAUGUUACAGGAAUUGCUGGGCUGGCUGUGCAGAACUGAAUACUGCAUUAUAUAAUUAGAUCUCCCAGAGUAUUUUUUUCGCAUUACCUCAUUAUUCUAGCUUAAAUAUGGAAUCAGUCCUUUUGAUGAUUUUACUGGUUGUAAUUAUAUUAAUACGAUUCAUUUUGUGGUCCUGUCUUAGUGCUUAUAUAGAUUAUAAACUGUCCCGAAGGUUUCCUGACACAAGAAAAGAGGACUAAGGGACUUCAAAAGGCUUGUUCGGAUAUGAAUUGACAAUGGGGAGAAAUCGAUAAGGUAAAUGGAGCUAGAGCAGAUUUUACCUUGGGAUCUGAUGAGAGAGAAAUGACCUGUUGAGACUGCAACCGAGUGAAGAUUCUUCAGAAAGCCUCAUGCUGACAGAGGCGGGGAAAAACGACAACUGAUUGAGUCAAAUGACUUCCUAUCAAACUCAGGCAUGAAUUUGUUGUUGGGAACAGACUUGUGGACUUUUGCCAAUUAAAUGAUCUGGACAAGCUGGAAGGAAUCCUAUUGCUGGGCAGUCCAAGACUGCCACUGGCCCAGUCUUGAUACAUGAAAUGUGAUGGCGUGCUGCCUGCUGGACUAACUGCUGGUCUGUAUGUUAAGAUGUCAGCUGCACAGCCUGCCUGGAGGCAACAACUGAUGGCACCUGAAUGAAGCUGAAGAUUACUGGCUGAGCUCAGUAUCCAUGUGCCAUGCUGUGGACUUGCAGGAGUGGAUUUUUACCCAAUCGGUUGAUUUGUUACCAAAUUUCUGGUGGUUCUUCUCAAUCAGUCAUACUGAAUGUUUUUAACUGACUAUAACCUGCUGAUUAUUCACAUUUCUUAGCAAGUGAUAUAUCUGAGUACCAGAACGAGCUGGAUAGUGCUGGAAUAGUCUGUUCCAUGAAAAACAGACCUGUGCCACAUCAAUUGACGGACUCUAGCUGUGCUUCAGCAGCAACCAGGGGUGGGGGGCAUGUGACAGCAUGGCAUGCAGUGAGUUUUGGCUCCAAAGCACUGCCAAGGUACCUUCAUUUCUAGCUUUUAAUAAGGAGCUUACUAGGACACCAAAGGAUUUGACUACUUGCCCAAGGCCAUAGUGACUUGGGAUUUUUUGGUUAACUUAUCUGGCAAAAUGAAAUAAGUUGUUCCAAGUGAACUGUCUUCUUUCAAAUCGAUGUUAUACUAAAUCGAACAUCUGAAAAUCUUACUGCAUAUACAACUCAAUUUAACAUCUGCUUUUAAGAAGUCCAUUUUUCUACAGCAAAAGUAGGAAAAUUGUAUUGUCGUCUUUGAGAAAUGCAGUGUCCUCAGUCCAGUCACCUUUCUUAAAAAAAAAAAAAUUCCUUUUUGGGUUGAUAGUUUUCUAUGCCACUUAAAAGUGAAGGCUUCUGUAUCUCUUGGUAGCUCACAUGACGAUAUCAGAGUUCAGUGUAGGUAAAACCCUACAGCAUUCCUAUAAAGAGUUUCUGGCUCAUUCAUGACUCUGACUCCUACAGGCUUGUCUCAUUAGUAACUGCUAAUCAGCCCUUAUAACUUCGUCUUUUGAAGCCUUCCUAAAAUUAAGACAUGAGAGCUGGUGUUUAUGCUGUGGAACAGGGUAAAUGUAAGGUCAAUUGAUGUCAGCUUCAGAUUUUAUUUAUGGUGGAUGACCAAUCUACAAAACAGGCUGCAAUGCCUGAAGAUGCAUGUCAUUGACUUGAAAUCUAGCCAGAUGACAAUAAAUUAAAUGUAGUUGUAACUAACCCCCUUAUUCAUUUCUGUGGUUCUUAAUUGUAAUGAUUAUUCUGUCCUUUUAUUUUUUUUUGUUUCCCGACACCAGAAGACCACAAAGGGAAAGUGAAGUGUUGUCUACUUGAUGUGCAGACAUACCUUUGAUAAUAAGUAACUGGAAAAAUAAGCAGAGUGAUCCAUUUUUCUUCUUUCAGUUAAUCAUUGCUAUUCUUAGCUGUUGUAUGCAAAACAAAGCUUGUGGAUAAAUGAAUAGUGCCUUUAGGAAACAAUUUUUCUAAUCCUUUAUUUAAAUUAUAUUGUAUUUGACAGUGUCAU
Molecule: messenger RNA, 3314 nt
Organism: Grus americana (Whooping crane)
Lineage: Eukaryota; Metazoa; Chordata; Aves; Gruiformes; Gruidae
Gene: SMIM38
Product: small integral membrane protein 38
Exons: 7
Coding region: 1374-1505 (43 amino acids)
Source: RefSeq, a predicted model, not a curated record